AUGUUAGGUGCGAGCAGCAGCGAGGAGGAUGACGAUGAUUUUGGCGAUGAGCAUGAGAUUCCGAACUCGCUGUCGGCCGGCAAGAAGCGCUCGCUGUUGUCGGGCGCGGUCUCGCCGCGAAGCAACUCGCCGGCGCCGUCCGACUCGGUCUCGCAGACGAACUCGCUCAAAAGGAACAAUUCGAGCACGAUGAAUAAUCGAAGGAAAGACUCGGUGCAGAGUCAGACGCCGGCGCGAUCGCCGAUGAGAAUCAACACUCCAUCGCCGAUGCCUCAGGCUCGAACGAUUUCGUCGGUCUCGCGGCCAAUCAUGCAGAGCAGCCAGGAAAUCAGCGGCGAUGAGGAGUAUGAUGAGGAGGCGAAUCCGCAACAUCCAAGCGAUGAGCCCGCAUUGAGCAAGGAGGAGCAGGAGAGGAUACGAGCUGAGAAGGAGGAGGAGGAGCACAAGAAGAACCUGCAAAUGUAUGUAUUUCUGGCGCGAUGCAUCGCCUACCCGUUUAAUGGCCAACAGACGGGAGAUAUGGCUCGAAGGCAGCUGAAAGUGAAUAAGCAGGAAUUGUCGAGAAUUCGCGAGAGGUUUCAAUCGUUUCUCAAAGGCGACACAAAUAUUGCCGCCGAUGAAGCAUUCACGAAGGCGAUUCACAGCUAUUUCGAGGUUUUCCUCAAAUCGGAACGGGUUCAGAAGGUCGUGCACGCAGGCGGUUUCUCACAUCACGAUUUUCGAGAGGUGUUUCGGUUGAACAUUGAAAAACGAAUUAGGUCUCUUCCCGAUAUUGAAGGGCUUUCGAAGGACACGGUGCUGAACUCAUGGCUGGUGAAAUUCGACGCAAUCGUGAAGGGCGAUGAAUCGGAGCAGCAGCGUAAUGCGCGCGGUCGUGUGCGCAACGCUCAGAAUCAAGCCAACGCGGACGCGGUUCUCGGCAAAGAGCAGCUCUACGAUGUGUUUCAGCAGAUACUCGGCGUCAAAAAGUUUGAGCACCAAAUCAUUUUCAACGCUCUUCAACUCGACAAUCCCGACGAGCAAGCAGCGGCGAUUCGAAGAGAAUUCGCCACUAGAGAGGAAGCGUUGAAGGAUAUCAUGAAGAUGCGAAAAUUGAUGCCGAAAUUUGUUGUCAAGGACAUGGAGACGCUUUACAUGGACGAGGUGCGAAUGUCGAUCAAUCAGCUGAUUUCGAAUCUUGAGACUGUCCCGGUGACGACGCGGGGACAAACGGUCGGAAAGCGAAAAGACAAAAGCCGAUCUCGCAGUAUUGAGGAUUUGUCGCUGUUCAACAGCUUGAAGCGUCGCACGAGUUCCAGUAGCUUGAACAAGGCGGACAGCGAUGAUGGUGAGGUGACGCUCACCAAGUCCGAUGUCUCAUUGGCGCUUAGUAUGGAGGUGGUCGUCAUGGAAGUGCAAGGUUUGAAGUCAGUGCCGCCGAAUCGUAUCGUCUAUUGUACCAUGGAAGUUGACGGGCAUAAGCUUCAGACGGAUCACGCGGAAGCAUCGAAACCGAAGUGGGACACGCAGGGCGACUUCUCGACGAAGAACCCGCUGCCGGUUGUCAAGGUGAAACUCUAUUCGGAGGUCAAGAGUAUUGUGGCGUUCGAGGACAAGGAGCUCGGCAAGGUGAUCAUUCAACCAACGCCGAACUGCUCGCGAAGUCCCGAAUGGUACACGAUGACGUUGCCGAAGAACAGUCAAGAUCAGAAUCUCAAGAUUCGCAUCGCGAUUCGCGUUGAGAAGCCGCCGAAUUUGAAAUAUUGCGGGCAUUGCUAUUGCAUUGGGCGAAACGCGUGGAAAAAAUGGAAGAAGCGCUUCUUCUGUUUGGUUCAGGUGUCGCAAUACGCGUUCGCCGUGUGCAGUUUUCGGCAGAAGAAGGCGGAUCCGACGGAAUUCAUACAAUUGGAUGGAUUCACUAUUGAUUAUAUGCCAGAGCCAGAUCAAGAACUCGCCGCGCAAGGUGGAAAACACUUUUUCACGGCGAUCAAAGAAGGCGACGAGCUGAAAUUCGCCACCGAUGAUGAGAACGAGCGACACUUGUGGGUUCAGGCGCUCUACCGCGCCACCGGACAGGCCUACAAGCCGGUGCCGCCGAAGCAAUCGACGAUAGCGCCGAAAGCGCAAGGGUUCCAGGACAAGGCGAGCAAACACGGAAUGGACGCGCUGAUACAGGCGGACUCGAUCAAUUUCAAUCACGAUCACCUGUUCGCCGACAUUCAAAAGUUGACGCUCGAUUAUCGGAUCAGCGAGCCGAUUUGCUCGUUGGGAUGGUUCUCGCCGGGUCAGGCGUUUGUCUUGGAGGAGUAUUGUGGGCGGUACAUGGUUCGCGGCUGCUAUCGACACGUCACGCUUCUAUCGAAUCUUUUGGAUAAGGCUGAUGAGGGAUUGCUCAUUGAUCCGGCUCUCAUUCAUUAUUCGUUUGCCUUCUGCGCUAGUCACGUCCAUGGUAAUCGAUGCCUUCCUGAUCGUCAAGGGCCGGAAGGCGUUGGAACCGUGACGGUCGAGGAGAAGGAGAAGUUCCAGGAGAUCAAAGAACGCCUUCGUGUGCUUCUCGAGAAGCAAAUCACAAAUUUUAGGUAUUGUUUCCCGUUUGGACGGCCCGAAGGAGCCCUGAAAGGCACGUUGUCGUUGCUCGAACGGGUUCUAAUGAAGGAUGUGGUGUCGCCGGUGCCGCCGGAAGAAGUUCGCGCGGUGAUUCGGAAAUGUCUCGAGGAUGCGGCACUUGUGAACUACACGAGGAUUUGCAAUGAAGCGAAAAUUGAGCAACGAAUGGGCACCGAUGUGAGCCCACAGCAGCGAAUUGAGGAUAUGAUUCGAGUAACGGAGCUCUGCAUCGAUCUUCUCAAGGAGAACGAGGAGCAUCACGGCGAGGCGUUUGCUUGGUUUUCGGACCUAUUAUCGGACCAUUCGGAGAUAUUCUGGUCCCUUUAUUCGGUCGAUUUGGACUCGGCGCUCGACGUUCAACCGCAUGACAGUUGGGACUCGUUUCCGCUGUUUCAGAUGCUCAACGACUUUUUGCUGUCCGAACCAUCUCUCAAAGGCGGAAUAUUCCACAACAAGAUUGUCCAGCAGUUCCAGCCGCUCGUCGUACGCUACAUCGAUUUGAUGGAGCAUUCGAUUGCGCAGGCGAUCGAUAAGGGAUUCCAGAAGGAGAAGUGGGAGCAGAGGAAAGAGGGCUGCCCGACGUCGGAGGACAUUUACUGGAAGCUCGACGCGCUUCACAAGUUCGUCAUCGAGCUGAACUGGCCGGAAGAGGAGUUCCGCAAGUAUCUCAACUCGCGAAUGAAGGGUCUGACGUCGGAGAUGAUCUCGAAGGUGUCGAAUUGCACCUAUCAGCAGUUUGAUCAUUGGAUGCAGCGCGCGAAGAAAUCGACGGACUACAUGCUGCCGUCGGAGGUGUGCGUCAUGAUCAAUGUGAUGUUCAGCUCGAAGACGAGAGCGGUUCGGAUGGCUGUCGAUGGCGGCGAGUACAAAUAUCAAUCGAAGCUCGAUGAGACGCUCGAAACGAUGCUCAAAGACAUGGAGACGUGCAUUCAGGAGAAGCUGCUCGGCGUUUUGGAAAGUGUGCUCUCGAAAUUGGCGAGAUAUGACGAGGGAAACCCGAUUGGCGCUUUUCUCAAUAUUGCGCCAAAACCAACGUCGAUCUUUAAUAAGCUUAAAACGAUGACCGGCGACACGUCGGCUCAAGCUCAGCCUGCUGCGCGUCAACCGCUUACUGCUCAGCAGUCAUCGGGACAGAUUGGAAACUCGUACGUGACAUUCAUGCGCGGAUGCACGGAAUUGUUGCGGCAAGUGGUGAUCGAUGAGAUUUGGGUGAAUUGUCUUUUUGAGCAUUGGUAUGAUAAUCAGAUGAAGCUGAUUAAUGAAUGGCUCACGGAGAGGCUUCAGCAGUCGUUGAGCCCAACGCAAUUUAUCUCGCUUUCAAAUAUUGUCAAGAAAGUGUUCUCCGACUUUGAAUUGCAAGGAAUCGACGAGGAGCGUCUGAACAGUAAAGCGUAUCAGGCGAUCAGUCGACGAUUGCAGUUGGAGGAAUCGAAUUCGCAUAUUCAUGAUGUAACGUCGAAUGGAGCAUCGUCGAGCUCGUUGGUGUUCCCGACGUCGCUGGGCAAUGCGACGGCGGCGGUGUCGAACGUGUCGAGUAUGGUGGAAGGCGCCGGCGCGAAAAUGUUCUCGCUGUUCAAAUAA
Molecule: messenger RNA, 4167 nt
Organism: Caenorhabditis bovis
Lineage: Eukaryota; Metazoa; Nematoda; Chromadorea; Rhabditida; Rhabditidae
Source: the annotation of a GenBank genome assembly